Metarhizium album ARSEF 1941 is the source of this 1989-nucleotide messenger RNA. RefSeq lists its product as uncharacterized. The transcript has a single exon. The coding region runs from base 1 to 1989 and encodes 662 amino acids. The record is from RefSeq and is a predicted model, not a curated record. NCBI's taxonomy places the organism in Eukaryota, Fungi, Ascomycota, Sordariomycetes, Hypocreales, Clavicipitaceae.
AUGACCCAAGAAUCACAAGAGUCUCCAGGUACUCAACUCCAUGACGAGCUCGCUGAGCCCCCAGAAAUCGAUGGACCAUUGGCUGGCACUCCCGAAAUUAGCCCCGAAACACCAAAGCGUGGACCUGUUACAACCAACCCCUUUUAUUUGGCAGACCGUUUGCCCAAAACACCUUUGUCGGCUCCGCAGAUUGCGAAAUCGAGCGCUCGUGCUGCUCGACGACCGAGGCGGCCCUCGGAUUGUGUGCCGCGCCGGUUUAGAAACAGGUCUCCCAGUGGUUUCAUCGAGGAAGUCAGCCCAAGACAGCGCGGUGUAGAAAAUAACCAUGGCCCCGAUAUUGAGGCACAUAGUCUUUGUUGUUCCGCUCCUAUAACAGCGACUGACAUCCAGAAGGACCGACGAGGAGCUGACUUGAGUGUCAACCUCGAGAGCAAAGUCAGCGAGCUUUUUCGACAUGUGGAAGACCUUCAUAAGGCCCAAUAUCUCAGAAAGUAUCUUGCCACUGCCAUAGAUGAACUGGAUUGCGGCAGUGAUGUCUCAAUAAGUCCCAGGAGCAAAUUUCCCGGAGACCAGCCCGGCAUGGAAACCCCGACGAGUCAGUUGCGCAAAUCACGUUUGCAUAACUUGAGUGAAGACCCCAAACACUCUGUUGGUAUCGUAUGCGAAGCCCAAGCCCAUCAUAUUGAGCAAGAUGUCGUCGCAGGUAGUCUCGGACCAGAGGGAAUACAAAACACGGGCUAUAUUGAUCACCCAAUAUAUACAAUUCCGAGCUCUGGGAAGGCGGGCUCCAACACGUCGCUUUCGGGGACGGAAAAGACCAAAUGCGGCGAAGCUCGCCCUCAUCUAGAGCCAUCAUUCGACAAGCAUCACUCCAGUGGCGAAGAUAGCGAUGGUAGCCCACAAUCAACUAGACGAUUCAGUGGCGGCAGGGAACCCGAUGAAAACGUCGGCUCUGCUGGUGCCGAUGUACUUCAUCCUAAUGAGACAGAUCCUCGUGGCUCAGAUACUUUGCCAGGUGAUCAACCUGCCGCAAACCGUGUCAUGCCAGACUUACCAAGCACGACCGGGUACAAGCGUCACAGGCAAAAUACACAAUUGUGUCCUAGACCACAAACUCCAAGCACAGGACCAGAUCCUUGGCCCAUUCUCAAGAGAGUUGGGCAACCGUCACGACAAAAGUUGUGCUUAACCCCGAAUUCGGUCCCGUGGGCUCGACCAACACUUCGAAAAGUCCCUGCUACUCCUGGAGCUAUCCGGUCGCGGAGUAAUUGCUCUACACCAUCCGAAUGGAAAAGGAAUCCAAGAAAGACCGAUGAAGCAGCACAUGCCUCUCCUUCCAAGACUAUACCUGUUGGCACACCAGUAUCGGAAUGGCGAGGCAGUCUGACCAAAACUGAGAGGAUCACACCAAGGACUUCCCACAGAAGUACGCUCUGUGAGUCUUGCAAUCCUGCCGAAUCCAAGCCAUCUACAGUCAAUAGUGGGACAUCUGGAAGGUGUAGCCACAGGGACAGCCAUUCAGGACACACGAACAAGAGCAAUUCUAAUGUUGAAGAUCCAUUUACAGAGCCGAGGCUGAGUGUUCGGGCCGUCGAGCAUUCGCUCGCUUGGAAAAAGGUGCAAGAAGAUAUUGAGAGACGGGUCUACCAGGAUGCGGAUGAAGCACCUGUCUCAUUUGAGGGAGCCUCAGUGUCGGUUGAAAGGGAGCAAGAGACUGAAAGCAUACGUCGAGCACCUCCAGAGUCGACUCAUAUCUGCAAUCCGCGGAGUAGGGACACGACUGAGCGAGAUGAAAUGGUGAGUAGCGAAACUAUGCCCGGACAAGCUGGGCCAAGCAACGAGUCAGCUGAGGAAGCACCGACUGGUGUCGAGGCAAAUACUGCAGACGAGUUGGGGAUCGAAGGGUUGACAAUAGUAGUUCACUUGAGACACAGGGAUGAUUUAGUAAUCAGCACGGAUCUCAAUGGACGAGAAUACAAGGGAAAGUGA